AAUUGAAAGAUGUGAAAAGCUUGAGGCGGAGAAUACAAAGGAAAUAAAACUUCUUGACAGAAAGUUCAGUACGGAAGUCUUGAAAUAUCAUACUGAUAGCAAGCAAGAAGAAAAUGUUCCUUAUAUUUUUGACACUCCAGACAGAAACCAAUAUUUCUCCAGCUGA
Molecule: messenger RNA, 166 nt
Organism: Paramuricea clavata
Lineage: Eukaryota; Metazoa; Cnidaria; Anthozoa; Malacalcyonacea; Plexauridae
Source: the annotation of a GenBank genome assembly